CAUGCAUCAAUCACACACCUUGUGGUGAAAGGGAGCUGAAUGCACUGAUAAAUUUCUGACUCCUCCCUGACCUUCAGCCUGCUAGGGGAGAGACUGGAAGGCCAGCCAUGCUAGGUGACAAGCUUCUGAGAGGUGAAGUUCCCCUCCCUGUGACAGUGACAUACCCAGCCACCAUUCCUGUUGGGGGGGUAGCACCCUGGGAGCUGAGUAUCUGGAUGAUGGUGGAGGUGUUAGGGAUAUGGCCAUCCCUGCAACAGGCAGCAGAGCGGCCCGAAUCUGAGAAGCUCUGCCCUCCGGAUCAGAUAACAUAUCGCACUCCCAGAGGCCCCCUCCUCCUGAAAGGACUUUAGUCUUUGGAGCUGUCACCUGAGCUGAGCAGGACAAGAGCUCUGCCGGGCCACGAAGUGAAGGAAGGAGGAAACCCAGGCCAGGGCUGCCUGCUGCCCGCCGGAGACCCCACCAUGGAGCCAGGCGCGACCCGUCAGCGUCUGCAGAGGACAGAAGGGCUGGGAGGGGAGCAGGAGCAGCGACCCUGUGGAAACAGCGAUGGGGAGUGGCGACCCUGUGGAGACAGAGAUGGAAACACUGAGACGCACAAAGCCCCGGACUUGGUGCAAUGGACCCGACACGUGGAGGCUGUGAAGGCACAAUUGCUGGAGCAAGUGCAGGGACAGCUGAAGGAGCUGCUGGAUCAGGCCAUGUGGGAGGCCAUACAAUCCUACCCAUCACAGCACAAACCUCUGCCCCCUGCUCCCCCAGACUCCUUGAGCAGGACCCAGGAGCCAUCCCUGGGAAAACAGAAAGUUUUCAUCAUCCGCAAGUCCCUGCUUGAUGAGCUGAUGGAGGUGCAGCAUUUCCGCACCAUCUACCACAUGUUCAUCGCUGGCCUGUGUGUCUUCAUCAUCAGCACCCUGGCCAUCGACCUCAUUGAUGAGGGCAGGCUGCUGCUGGAGUUUGACCUACUGAUCUUCAGCUUCGGACAGCUGCCGGUGGCGCUGGUGACCUGGGUGCCCAUGUUUCUGUCCACCCUGCUGGUGCCGUACCAGGCGCUGCGGCUGUGGGCCAGGCCGGGGGCUGGGGGCACCUGGGUGCUGGGGGCGGGCCUGGGCUGCGCGCUGCUGGCUGUCCACGCCGUGGUCCUCUGCGCGCUGCCGGUCCACGUGGCUGUGGAGCAUCAGCUCCCGCCGGCCUCCCGCUGUGUCCUGGUCUUUGAGCAGGUUAGGUUCCUGAUGAAAAGCUACUCCUUCCUGAGAGAAGCUGUGCCUGGGACCCUUCGUUCCAGAGGAGGUGAGGGGAUCCAGGCCCCCAGUUUCUCCAGCUACCUCUACUUCCUCUUCUGCCCAACUCUCAUCUAUAGGGAGACUUACCCCAGGCUGAGCAGAGAACAACAUGAAAAAAUGAGCAAGCUAUUGUCUCCACUGCCGCUGCAGGACGCCCUACGUCAGGUGGAAUUAUGUGGCCAAGAACUUUGCCCAGGCCCUGGGCUGUGUGCUCUAUGCCUGCUUCAUCCUGGGCCGCCUCUGUGUUCCUGUCUUUGCCAACAUGAGCCGAGAGCCCUUCAGCACCCGUGCCCUGGUGCUCUCUAUUCUGCAUGCCACGUUGCCAGGCAUCUUCAUGCUGCUACUCAUCUUCUUUGCCUUCCUCCAUUGCUGGCUCAACGCCUUUGCCGAGAUGCUACGAUUUGGAGACAGGAUGUUCUACCGGGACUGGUGGAACUCAACGUCCUUCUCCAACUACUACCGCACUUGGAACGUGGUGGUCCACGACUGGCUGUACAGCUACGUGUAUCAGGAUGGGCUGCGGGUACGGCCCUGCAGACCCCCCUUCAGCUCCCAGUUAAUGGAGGCUCUCUGUCCCUCCAGCUACAAUGUGGAGUCUACACCACUCACCUUUUCCAGGCCUAAGAGCCCUUUUGAUUUCAUCUGCCUUCAUUUUACCCAACCCAUUGGGUAGAAAGUCCUUGCAAUCUUAAUUUUCUUCCAUCUUUAUCCUUAAUUCCACCCUCCCCACGGGGCGUUGCUCCCCACCUUAGCCUUCUAAGGAACAUGGCAAUUUCCCAGCUACCAAGGCUGUGUAGGUAUGCUUAACCAGCACAGUAACCCUGAGAAGCCAGUAUUAUUAUAUCCUCAUUUUAUUUUUUUUCCUCUCACUUAUUUUUUUAUUGUGAUAAAAUAUACAUGACAGGCUGAGUGCAGUGGCUCACGCCUAUAAUCCCAGCACCCCGGAAGGACAAGGCAGGAGGACCACCCGAGCCCAGGAUUUCAAGACCAGCCUAAGCAACAUAGGAAGAUCCCGUCUCAAAAAAAAAUUUUUUUAAUAAGCAGGCAAGGUGGUCUACAGCUGCAGUCCCAGUUACUCAGGGGGCCGAGAUGGGCGGGUCGCUCUAGCCCAGCAGGUCAAGGCUGUACCGAACCGUGUAUACCGACCUCAUUUUAAAAUGGCAGCAAAGGUCCAAUGGGAUAGUAGCAUGCUCUUAAAUAAGAUGGACGUCACCCCUUCUGACCUCAGAUCCCAUAUGCUUUCCAGCACACCACACUCCCCCUGGCUUCCUUAAAGUGGGGGCUCUUUGUGGAGAAGCUCAGGGAGACCCACCCCUCACUCCUUCCCUCACCCUGCCAGCUCCUCGGUGGCCGGGCCCGACGGGCAGCCAUGCUGGGUGUGUUCCUG
Molecule: messenger RNA, 2667 nt
Organism: Callithrix jacchus (white-tufted-ear marmoset)
Lineage: Eukaryota; Metazoa; Chordata; Mammalia; Primates; Cebidae
Source: RefSeq, a predicted model, not a curated record